AUGCUUACCUAAGCAACAGAUAAUAUAGAUAUCGAACAAGAUCAGUCAAAAUUAGAGGCUCGUUAUCAAGCCAAAAAAAUAGUUAAAACAGAUUAAGCAAGCAAAAGACCAAGUGUUGGAUUUGGAAUAAUGAUUAUGAAUGAAUUUGAUGAAGUACUAGUCUCACAACGCUUAGAACCAGGCAAAGUGGGCCACUUAAAAUGGUAAUUUCCAGGAGGACAUUUGGAAUACGCAGAGACUUUUGAGCAAGGUACCAUUCGUGAAGUGGAAGAGGAAGCUGGAGUCGUACUUCCUUCUGAGAGAAUCAAAUAUAUGACAACUUUAAAUAUGAUAGAGGAAGAAUACUCUUAUCAUUACAUUGGAAUAAUUAUGUUUAUCUCAGUUAAGAAAUAAGAAUUUCCCUUCUUUAACAAUGAGCCUGAGAAGCAAACUGACUGGGAAUGGAUAGCUUGGGAAAAACUGAUACACUUCAGAAAUCUAUUUACACCAUUCAAGCAUUUAAGGGAUUAAGGCUAUGCAGAUAUUAAUAAAAUUAAGUCUUAAUUUGGAUUGUUUUGA
This is a messenger RNA of Stylonychia lemnae, 558 nucleotides long. NCBI's taxonomy places the organism in Eukaryota, Ciliophora, Spirotrichea, Sporadotrichida, Oxytrichidae. The record is from the annotation of a GenBank genome assembly.